AUGGGUAAAAGCACAAAUAGAAAAAAUACAAUUAUUUCUAUUUUGUAUAAGUCUAAUUAUUUCCAUGGAACAACUGCUACCAGUUAUGGUAUACAAUUCGAACCCGUAGCUAAAAAAGCAUUCGAAGCUUUACACAACUUCAAGGUUCAUUCUGCCAGAUUAUUUGUUGAUCCAGCACUCCCUUACUUGGCUGCAUCUCCAGACGGACUUGUUGUAGACGAUUGUAUAAUCGAAAUUAAAUGUCCUUUUUCGGUUAGAGACUACACACCCGAAAAUGCUUAUGAGGAAAAAAAAAUAAAAUAUUUGGAAAAAAAAAAUGAAAAGUUGGUAUUAAAAAUAUUAACUGUGGAAUUGUGGAAGUGUAUAUAG
Molecule: messenger RNA, 369 nt
Organism: Macrosiphum euphorbiae (potato aphid)
Lineage: Eukaryota; Metazoa; Arthropoda; Insecta; Hemiptera; Aphididae
Source: the annotation of a GenBank genome assembly